Messenger RNA from Anisakis simplex (herring worm), 4404 nucleotides. NCBI's taxonomy places the organism in Eukaryota, Metazoa, Nematoda, Chromadorea, Rhabditida, Anisakidae. The record is from the annotation of a GenBank genome assembly.
AUGCAAGAAUGUUUAGCGUCAAGUGCCGAUUCCUUGAUCCAAAAGAAAGCUGAGGUGCUCAAACGCUGUAAAUUGAAAGAUAGCCUGAAUAAGAAAUUGCAACAUCGUCCAGGACCGCUCGAAUUAGUGACAAAAAAGAUUCUCCAAGCUGAUGCCGAAUUAGAACAAGCCAUCCAAGAGGGUCGUGUUCUUUUCACGAAAACAUCUGAUUUUCCUGAGAGAGAUUGUCGCGUUCAGCACUCUCCAUGUUCAGAGAUGGAAAUUAUAUCGAACUUGUCCUCAUUUUCACCGAGUUCCACAUCGAAAUCUUCGUCAAAUCCGUGCAGCGUGAAAUCGAAAAUACGUAAGAAAACGCAUCAAUGUCGAACGCCUUAUCAACAAACCAUACCGUCCCCCAGCUCAACGAGAUCGAGCCUUAAGAGUAUCACAUCACCUAAGGUAACUUCCUGGCGUACCGAGAGCACUUCUACACAAAACGUUUUGCCGUUAGUGAGUGAAUCAGCGACUGAUUGUAAAUCGGAUGGCGAUUCAAAAGAAGUGCAGAGUAGCUAUGAUCUAUUGCUGCAACAACAACAACUUUUUUUACAGUGGCAAAAAGAAGUGGAAGAAGCUCGUAAUAAUAAUAGCAAUACCUCACAGGAAGGACAGAUGCGUAAUUCAUCGAAUGACGGAUGUUGUUCAGUGAAUGAUACGUCAACGCAAAUGCUGCAGACGAUAGGGAAUAGGAAUUUGAAUGGUGAAUAUAAUAAUAACAGUCCGUUGGAUAACAACGAUUCACGAGCACUCGUUUGUGAUCAUUCAACUGUUGAACAGUCAUUUGAUGCUAACAAUAUUACUAAUGCAUCAAAUGAAUUGUCGCCAACUAAUUCGACGACGAUCACAAGGGCAACAGUAGGAGUAAUAUCAAAUUCAGCAAUAGCUGCAGGUGAUAAACCAAAAAUGAAGUUAUCGGAUUAUCGGGUUCAAGAUCUCAAGAAUGAAUGCAAGAAGCGUCAGUUGCCAGUUUCUGGCGCAAAACCGCAACUUGUUGAGCGUUUGAAACCAUUCGAAGAAGCUAUAUUAUCGACAAAUUCAGCAGCAGAUGAGAACCAGGUGAAUACAGCCAGCACAAGCGCAACUCCGUCAACUGAAUGGUCGAACGGUUCGACGACAGCCGUAUGCCAUAGCAAUCGUUUACCACCAAUAAGUAAUGUCAUCAAUGAUUAUAUCCGACAUAAUGUCUCAUCUGCAUCCUCACAGUCCCAAGCUCAAAUCAAUACACAGCAAAUUCAACCUCUUCUUCUACAUGUACCCGGUGUAUCGCAACAACACCCUCAGUUACUGCAUUUACUCGAUUCGAAUGGAUCGAUUGUAGCAAUGGCAAGUGUACCAAGUAAUGUACAAUACUGUCGUGUCUCCUCAGACUGCAUUUGUGAUAUCCAGCAACAACAUGCACCCAGUGCGUCUACAAUCAAUCACUACGAUAAUGUUGAUCGCAGUAAUAAUAAUAGUAAUAAUAAUCCAAUUAUCAAUGCUAACAACACUAAUAGUAAUAAUCAGCCUCAGCUCAUUUCGAUAUCCCAUCCGACAACAUCUCCGUUACAUAAUGAACCAACGUUUAGCUUUGCACAGCUUGGUUCUGGUGGACAGUUCACAUUGGUUCAAGCCACUUCGUCAAAUGACUCAAAUUCGCAUGCAAAUGCAGCAAUGAGUACUGCACCAAAUAAAACCUCAAGUGGCUCAUGCCCAGUCUCAUCCGCAACAACACCAAUAAUCGACGAUAAUAACGUCCAACAACAAUGUCUCAUAACGAAUCUACCGAACGGCACUUCACCAGAUUUGCUAACUCCUAAUCAACCACAACAACAGCAGUCAUCUUCGAAUCAGUCAUUACGUACCACAUCCUGCUGUAGUCUAUCCUCUUCGUCAUCAUCCAUCAUUACACCUCUUCAGUCGCAACACUCCCAAUUAACCACUCAUUUCCACAAUAACAAUAAUAAUAGCGCAUCGCUACCAAUGAGUGCCCAAAAUUCUACACAACUGAUACCAACCCAAACAGUUCAAAUUCUUACUCAACCUCUGCAGCUUUCUUCAUCUGGACAAUUAAUUGCAAACGCGCAUAUAGCAUCCAAUUCAUCAUCUCCUCCAUCAAGAACAUGUUUCAUUACUCAUCCAAACAAUGGCAGUAGUAAUAGUUUGAAUAAUAAUAAUAAUAGUAAUAAUAAUAAUAACAAUUGUAAUAGUAUUAAUAAUGGUAAUAGUGAUAAUAAUAUUGAUUCAUUACAAUAUUUGACAACACAGUAUGUGGUCAGCUCUAAAGCACAAUUACAGCAGCCACAACAACAGGAAGAUGUGAUCCAAGUUGGGGCAGCAACAACAAUGACAGGAGCAAUGGCUCAGUGUGCUCAAUGUUCACCAAUGCAUGCUGCAGUCCCUCCUCCAUCCGGGUCUUCUCCAGUCAUCGGUGAUUCUGCACUGGGCAGCUCACCGAAUUUGCCUUCACCUCCAGCUAAAAUCGAUUCAUCAUCAACAUUAUCUUCAUCAUCUUCAUCAACAACGUCAUCAUCAAAUCACUCUCAAGCAAUUCAUCCUAUGCUUAUCGAUCCGAAUGACACUAAUGCAUUAUUAUCUGCAACAACACUUUCAAUACACGAGGAAAUGUUACGUUUCCAACAGCGCAAGAUUGAAGAAUUGCAAAAGGAAUUACACCGUUCACAACAACAACUAAAACAUCAGCAACAAGUGAUUUUAGCUGCGAAGAGAGCUCAGCAGAGCAAACGGCAAGAAUGUGCGCAGCAGAAAGAUGACAGUCAACAGUCACAAGCAGAUGUUUGGUUGAAUCAACUUGACAUACGACAUCUCAACAAAUUUCAUAUUCAGUUGUUUCUUCAGCAUAAACUUCAACAACAACAGAUGCAGGAAUAUGUGGUGGAACAACAGAAACUGACGACCACCGAACAAAAGCUUCAGGAAGAACUGCAUGUAGAGCAGGCAGUUCAAGAUAUUGUAAGGUUGAUCAAACAAGAUGCACGAACUGCACUCCUUAUCGUACAGCUGCUUAGAAGAUACCAAUUGGAGAGAGGGCGACAGACAUCCAACGGUACAGCAAUAGUGGUAUCAAAUGGAGAGUGUGUGAAUGUGACGUCGAAUGAAGCGACUGAGGAUGUGAUUAAUCAGCAACAACAGCAACAACAACAACAACAGCAGCAAAUAAUGACUUGUUGUAAUACAGCUGAGUUGCAAAACAGGUGUGAAAAUGAUCAACUUGUAUUGAACGAAGAUGCAACCGCAAGUGAUGCGAACUCCAUAAAACAACAUUCCUCAUCCAUUGAUAUCAGUAAUGACGUCGACGAAGACACGAAUAAUGCCACUUUCUCAAGUGGUCAACUGAAACCAAAAAACAAAAAGAAGACCGUCACCAGUCGAAGUGCCGCGUCAAAAGUGGAUUCAUCAUGCGAAUGUAAAGAGAAUGAAACAUCAAGUGCCCCAGUUGAUAUGGAAGAGAUAUUUCGAAAAGUGUUGGAAGAUGCUUCUCGUGCUUUAUUAUUGAGUGAUACUACUGCUGCUGCAGAAAAGAAGUCGGAUGAAGACGUUGAGACAGUAGGAUGUAGUGCUUCAGAAGAGAUUACCGCCGAUAUGUAUAGUACACAUGAGAACACCUCACAGUGCCAAUCGAAUGAACCUGAAUCUCAACAGCAGCAAGUGCUCUUCAGUGAUGCAACUGCUUGUCAAUCUACUACUGAAAUGUGUGGUAAUGGAUUGGAGAAUGGUGCCCAUUAUACAGAUCCCUUCAUUCCGACAGCGCAAAGUUGUUCGUCAGCAUUCUUUGUAAAUGAUCAUCAAGUGGUACAUCCGGGGGGAGGAGAAUGCACGACGACAAAUGUGGAUGAAUAUGAGGAACGAGUGGAGGUGCUUGAGGAAGGGGCUGUGGUGACGGUAGUGACAGACGGUAACACUAACGCUCAAUGUCCAGUGCAGUAUUCCAAAAACCAGGCAUUCGAUGAUCUCAUGGACGUUUUACGUGACGAUCAAGCGACAACAGCGGAUGGAAGAUGUGUGGAAGGAAAUGAUUUUGGGUUGAGUACGGAAUGUGAUGAAUCGAAUGAAUUGACAACACUAUUGGAUGGAGAAUGGUUUGAUAAUGAUAAUAUGCAACACGCGCAAUCGAAUCGUUCGUAUGAUGAGACAUGCAUUCAGUAUGCUCAUGAUGAGGUUAAUCAGUUGAAUGAUGACAUGGAUAGUCGUGAUAGUGCUGAGCACAGCGACUCGAUGAUGGGCUGUUGUUUCGAAUCGAACCAACUCACUGAUCAGUCAAUGAAUAUGGAAUGGUUGGAUAUGAUGUUACCAUCACCAACGGAUGACACAAUGGGUAUCAUUCAACCGUUAUGUAACCAAAUGAUUACUGAUACUGAUAUCAUUGGUUAG